Anthostomella pinea is the source of this 1326-nucleotide messenger RNA. The record is from the annotation of a GenBank genome assembly. NCBI's taxonomy places the organism in Eukaryota, Fungi, Ascomycota, Sordariomycetes, Xylariales, Xylariaceae.
AUGGAGAACACCAACACGCUCGAAGAGGAGUACGAAGGCCUAUCCAACCAGGUGGCAGAGACUCACAUAAGCAACUUCUCAAAGUAUGAUGAAGUCAAGGCCGCGGAGAACGACAAAGCGGGCCCGCUCUCUUUCGGACUCGAGUUUGAGUUCCUAGUCGCGUACGUCGACGGGGACGUAGACGACCCUUUCAUCGAAAUGGUUGACCCGAACCCGGAGGAUAAGCGCCCUCUGAUUGGGUGCAAGUCCUCUGGCAGCCCAUACGACGGUAACAUCAUACGAAAGGUCGCUUCUGCCUUGAGCAAGGUCGCCAGUGCGCCAGUUCGCCUGUGCGAGGAUGACACAUUCCACGAGCCCCACGACAAUGUCCCCGUCUAUGAUGCCUGGCGCGUCGGACACGAUUCAUCGAUUGUUCCCGGUUCGGAGAUUCUCAACAAAGGAUAUCGAUUCAUCGACUGUGAGGUAUCAUCCCCGGUGAUCAGCACGUACGACCCGACUCAGCGUAUGCAGAUCCAGGAUAUCGUGCGUGCCCUCCGCGGUCUACGUGUACAUCUCAAUGAGUCUACUUCAGUGCACGUCCAUAUUGGACGAUGUGAGGAAGCCUUCAGCCUCCUCACCGUGAAGAAGUUAUGUACCAUGUUGUGGUUCUUGGAAGAGCAGCUGCUGGAUCUGAAUCACCCGAGCCGCAAAAACAGCAAGUAUUGCUACAUGGUGACCAAGUACUCGGUGCUCGCCAGAAAGACCCUGGAGGACCUGCAAAACGAGGAGACCGGCGUGAACCAGAACCUGCGAGACCUGGAGGAAAUGGACGAGCAUGCCCCCGCUGCUAAGGCCCCGCUGGCGGACGUCACAGAACUUCAACGCGCGCAGCUGCGCCGCAUCUGGGGAUGCACGGACUUGGAGGAGCUCGCCCGCCUGAUGCUGGGCAACACCAACGCGAGAGAAACAGACCCCCGCGCCGUGAUCCAGCGCGGCUCGGUCGGCUUCAAGCGAUUCAUGCCCGCGGGCAAGAGCGGCGGAAACACGCAGACCUUCGAGUUCCGGCAGCAGAUCGGCUGCCUCGAUGCCGACCACAUUCUCCGCUGGGUGAACGUCUGCCAGGCGUUCACCGACUUCGCUAGACGCUCCGGUCCCCUCACUUUCCGCGACUUCCUGGUGAACGUGGUCAACCAGAAGCCGGGAGAGAAGUAUUCGGCGUUCGACAUGCUCAAGGAUCUGGGCAUCAGAACGACGUAUUGGAAGGCCCACGCCGCGGCGCUCCGACAGACCAAGGAGCUGUACCCGGGUGGUGAGACUGGAGGCCUGUUCGUCCCUCAGACGGCGUAG